AGGCAUAGAUAUAUCAAAUCUAGUUAAUAUUUUAAUUUCUUAUUAAAUUAGAAAAGAAAUACAGGAAAAUGAUGCAACAAUAUAAUUGCUCCUAAUCGUAAAUAUAAAUAAAAUGCAUAGACAGAGCACACAGAAAUGACACAUUGCAUCAAAAAAAGUAAUGAUUUUUAAAUAUAGUUUUAUUAAUUGCUUCAAAGUGAGUAGGAAGAAACAAAUGUAUAUAAUCCCACGCCUAUUUUAUUUAUUUAAACUGCACCUGAACACAUCUCCUCUUUUUUAUGCGUCUCACCAGGACAUGCAUUUUGGUCACAUCCAGCCACAACACGAAGCGGCUGCAGCAAAAUUCUCAAGUAGACUGUAAUCUGUUUGCUUUUCCCGCAGCAGAGGGAAAACAAGGCGAAUGUCGUGUGCGUGGGUGCCCUUGUCUAUAUAAUAUCAACAAAACAAAACAAAAAAACUUUGCUGCAUGUCCUACCAAAUAAGUAUUUCAAUUAAAUUCUGGCACUAAAGAAUGAAGCACAGUUGAAAAAACACACCUUUGUGUUUAGAGAGACAUUGAAGGCUCACAGCUGAAAGCACAUUUUGUGCCAUUAUGGCAGAGACUUCUGACUGUCAUGUUCUUUCAUUUUAUAGAUCCAAGGGCACACUGCUCCAGUUUAGUUCACAAAGAACUGAAUAACCACAGAGGUCCUGCUAGUGACAUUACCCACAGUAGUAAGCUUUUAUCAUGGGCCAGCAAUAGGAAAUGGUUGCACUCACUUGACUCUAUUGACUUGUGUUUUUCUGUUUAGUUCAUGGUGAAUCCUAAUGUAGCACUCAGCUUUGUCCAGCAAAUUUAGAAUUUUAAUGGUAGAACUUCCAUGUUCUGCCUUUAAAUUGAGUUCAUAAUACCAGUAAAUACUUACUAAAAAAAUUAGACUGCUUUUUCUAAAGGUUUAAUGAUUUUUUUACGUUGCCGAGAGGAUUUACAAAGAAACUAGGGGAGUUGCUGUGUUAGAAUCAAGAAUAUAGUUUUGUAAUUUCCAACUGAGAAGAUUUGAAGGUUCAGAUGGACACGAUACAAUCCUAAGUUCCCAGAAGGGGCUGAUAUCCCUUUUUUGUUAACUUUGCCAUUUCAAAAGUUAGUGUUACUUUAAAUAUCUUGUGCAGUCUGCUUUACUUUCACCAUUUAAGGCUUUCAUUCUGUUUUUUGACACACUUUAAAACACAAAAAAUGUGUGAGUAAAGGCAAAUUAAAGCAGUCUGACUUAAAGUAAAAAAAUUGAAAACACUGUAAAAUCUUUAAAGAAGCAGACUUUAUUUCAUUAAAGACCCAGAAGCAGAACGAAAACGUGCUUGAAUACUAAUGAACCAAUGCCUCCUCUCCCUCUGAGCUAUUUGAUUAUUCCAGAUGAUAAUCUUUGAAGUGAAAACACACAGAAAGCAACCUCAGAGUCUGACUCACAGUGUGUCAUGGAUACAAACAUCAACCCACAAAAAAGAUCCCAAAUUUUCAAGUGAGACCGGUGGAGAAGCUAAGAGAACAAGAAGAUUUUCUUGUCACACCAAUUAUUUUCUGGCGUUCAUUCAGGUCUGUUUUUCUGCAGCUCACACCUGCUCUGCUGGUCUCCUUAUGCUUUUGCUCACAGAUUGUAACUUUCUUCUGGGAAACGCUCUCAGUCGCCAUGGCUACCCCAUUGUCUACUGCUCAGAUGGGUUUUGCGAGCUGACUGGCUUUGCUCGGACUGAGGUGAUGCAGAAAUCCUGUACCUGUGGCUUUCUUCACGGGGCUGAGACCAGUGACAGCGUGCUGCAGCAGGUCCACAAAGCUCUGGAGGGCCAGCAGGAGUUUCAGGGAGAAAUCUGCUUUUAUCAGAAAAAUGGAAAUCAGUUUUGGUGCUUUCUGGAUGUUGUCCCAAUUAAAAAUGAGAAGAGUGAGGUUGUGCUGUUCCUGUUAUCCUUCAAAGAUGUCAGUGAAUCCCAUGGGAGGAGCCACUGCUACACCCCGGGAGAUGAUUCUGCUAAUGAAAGCAGUCGGGGCAACCCAUCAGACUUCACCUACGUUCAAGAAAGAGGGAGGACCAUUCUUCGUCACCUGAGCAACUUUUUCACAAAGAGAGGCAAAAGAAAACUCACAGAUGGUAUGUUCCAGAAACCCUCCCUGCCUGAGUACAAAGUGGCGGCUGUGGAGAAGUCGCGCUUCAUUCUGCUGCAUUACAGCAUCUUCAAGGCCUUGUGGGACUGGCUCAUUCUGCUGGCGACCUUCUACGUAGCCAUCACCGUGCCUUUCAAUGUCUGCUUUGUCAGCCAUUAUGAGGGCCCUGACCACCAUUCACUUGUCAGUCGAAGCACUUUAGGCAGUGAUAUAGCGGUGGAGAUGCUCUUCAUGCUCGAUAUCUUUCUGAAUUUCCGCACCACCUAUGUGAGUCAGUCAGGGCAAGUUGUGUAUGACGGCCGCUCCAUCUGCAUACAUUACUGCACCACCUGGUUCUUCGUGGAUCUGAUUGCAGCGCUGCCCUUUGACCUUCUCUAUGCGUUCAACAUCACAGUGACGUCUCUGGUGCAUUUGCUGAAGACGGUCCGUCUGCUGCGUUUGCUGCGCCUGCUGCAGAAACUGGAUCGGUAUUCUCAGUACAGCGCCGUGGUCCUCACCCUGCUCAUGUCUGUGUUUGCCCUGCUCGCUCACUGGAUGGCUUGCAUCUGGUACGUCAUUGGGCGAAAGGAAAUCGAAAGCAGUGACCCCAUUACCUGGGACAUAGGCUGGCUGCAGGAGCUGGGAAAGCGUUUGGAGACUCCUUACGUCAACAGCACAGUGGGGGGCCCCUCCAUGCCCAGCGCCUACAUCGCUUCUCUCUACUUCACCCUCAGCAGUCUUACCAGUGUUGGUUUUGGUAAUGUGUGCGCCAACACAGAUGCAGAGAAAAUCUUCUCCGUGUGCAUUAUGCUCAUUGGAGCUCUGAUGCAUGCAGUGGUCUUUGGGAAUGUCACUGCCAUCAUCCAACGCAUGUAUUCACGCCGUUCGCUCUACCACACACGCAUGAAGGAUCUCAAGGACUUCAUCCGUGUGCACCGGCUGCCGCAGCAGCUUAAACAGAGGAUGCUGGAGAACUUUCAGGCCACCUGGUCAGUCAACAAUGGCAUCAAUGCCAAUGAGCUGCUUCGUGAAUUCCCAGAUGAGCUGCGAGCUGACAUUGCCAUGCAUCUGAACAAGGACAUCCUGCAGCUGCCUAUGUUCGAGAGAGCCAGCAGAGGGUGUCUGCGUUCCCUCUCCCUGCACAUCAAGACUUCUUUCUGUGCACCAGGGGAAUACCUUAUCCGCCAAGGAGAUGCUCUACAUGCUAAUUAUUUUGUUUGUUCCGGUUCCUUGGAGGUCCUGAAAGAUGGCAUGGUCCUGGCCAUCCUGGGCAAAGGUGACCUUAUAGGGUCCGACUUACCAGUGCAUGAGCAGGUGAUCAAAACAAACGCCGACGUGAAGGCGCUGACCUACUGCGACUUGCAAUACAUCAGUGUGAAGGCUUUAAAGGAGGUCCUAGGGCUGUACCCAGAGUACAGCAGCCGGUUUAGCUUUGACAUUCACUUCAACCUGACCUACAACCUAAGAGAGGGCAGUGAAGCCAACUGUGGUGUGGAUCACAAACUCCCAUAUAUCAUUGAGGCAGCAGGAGCAGAACAAGACAACAAGAGAUAUUCACAGGAGAGCAGAGUUCCUCUUCUGCAAGGUCUCUGCAGCCCUGUCCACCAGCCGAGCUUGGGCACCACCGGAGAGGAGCUUCAGCACAUCAGAGCUCUCAGCUUGUGUCGAUCCCCUGCUCAGGGAAGCAGAGGCCCCUCUCCUCAGCCUUUUCUCCAUGAUGAACUCCCACGUUCUCCUUUGCUUGGCCUCAACCAUCGACCUGCUAAAUUGCUUAUUCCGUCGCUGCCAUGUGUAAGCCCUUUGAACUUGAGCCCCAGGGUUGUGGAUGGAAUCGAAGACAAUGGCCGCACCUUUCAAUUUAAUGAGCAGAGUGAAACAAAAAUCAAAGUGGCAGACCAGCUGCAGAUAAGUGCUAACCUGAUUUUGGAGACCGAAGAAGUGAGACAGAACAUUGGAAAAUUGAACAAAGAGGUGAACAACUUGAAUGAUGAAGUGUCCAACCUGGCUAAGGAGCUUCAUGAUCUAAUGCAAUUCCUGCACUGUCAUAUGCCAAAUCCCAACAGCUCUUGUGGUGGGACAAGUACCAGCAGCUGGCAGGGCUCUGCCUCUUCCUCUGAACGGCACCUUCACCAUGAAACGAUAAGCCACUUGGAUAGGAAUCCAUGUAGCUGCGGUGGAUUUCUUUCCCCAGCGAGAAGCCACUCACUGCUGCAUGAACCUGUUUCAACCUGUUUGCACCCUUGUUGCUCCAACAGAGAAGGAACCACGGCUCACAGACACAAGGACCAAUGUGGCUCGGUUCACACACUGAGAGCAAUCCCAAGCUCCCCUUACAUGAUCCACCGUCAUGCCCAGGGAGAUUCAUCACUGUUAAGCAUCAGUUCAGCCUUCACUAGUUACCCAGUAAUUGGUCAGACCCCACAGGUCAUCUACAACUCACCCAUUCUCACAAAGCACAGCUCUCACCCCCUAUGUUCUACUAUAAACUGUGGACACUCUCAGCCAUCAUUCAGACUCCAAAGCAACCCAAGCGUCUCACAAAAACUGCUGACAUCCCAGUCACCUAUAAAUCCCCCCAUCAGUUCUGCUCAGUGUUCCACAUCCUUUAGCUCUCUGGCAUCUUCAAGAGUCCACAGUCCAGUGUGGCAGGGUCAACCGAAUUGUAGUCAUGGCCCCAGACAAAAUGACCCGGUAGGAUCCAGCCCUGUCCACAUCAAACAGGAUCAUCAGUGUUCUCUGCUGGAGCAGACGUUGAACAAAGGGAGCAGAAGUUCACUGUAUCAAGAUGAUAUAGACAGUCUUGGACAUGACAGUACUGAACUGGCUUCAUGAUCACAUCAGUAUUUGGUUUGGCUUAUGUAUUCAAUGAUCAGAUCUGUUGAAGCCACUGACUGUAUAUGAGAACUGGGCUGAGUGUGCCGUCACCCAUAGAAAAUGGUUUACUUUGUAAGACGUUGUAAGUAAGCAGUGAUUGGUCCGAGUCCAUCUGAGUUUCUAUGGCAACCCUUCUCGCCAAUUAGGAGUCUGUGCUCAUUUCCCAUUAUCUUUUUGUUUACACUCUCUCCCACUAUAGCCUACGCCCCCUCACACCCCCAAUUUAACAUUAGCGGAGCAACAAAAAUGGUAAGCAAUAUUGGAGCUAUCCAGCCAGAGUUUAAACCCAGAUACCAGCUCGGAUGAGGAAAUGGAAGAUGCACAUGGAUUUAUUUGUCUGCAAUUGGAUCCAUCUGAAUCUGAGGUGUAGCGAUUCUUUUUAACAACAAUUUGAUUCAUAUCAUAAAUUGUGGUUACCAAUCUGAUUCAUAGUCAGUAUUGGUUCAUCCGAUUCAUUGACAUCUUUAGCCUAAAAUUCAGCCAGUGUGAUAAAUGCCGUGGGUACUGAACAGUGCAGGUGAAGUUUUCCAGAUUCCUUGUAUUUCUUGGAAGAUAAACACGCGUAAAUUAAAUAUGUGUACAAACAAAGAAGUAAA
This is a messenger RNA of Oryzias latipes (Japanese medaka), 5583 nucleotides long. It is a transcript of the gene kcnh4a, whose product is annotated as potassium voltage-gated channel, subfamily H (eag-related), member 4a. The record is from RefSeq and is a predicted model, not a curated record. Gene Ontology annotation, molecular function: voltage-gated potassium channel activity. Gene Ontology annotation, cellular component: plasma membrane. Gene Ontology annotation, biological process: potassium ion transmembrane transport; regulation of membrane potential. NCBI's taxonomy places the organism in Eukaryota, Metazoa, Chordata, Actinopteri, Beloniformes, Adrianichthyidae.